AUUUUGGGUAACUCUUUUAAGUAAACAGCACUGCAUCAUACUUGAGGAGCUGUAUGAAGUAGAGGAUUAACAAUGAGAGAUGAGAAUUCCAAGAAAAGCAAGCUCUCAUGGUCGAAGAGAAUGGUCAGAAAGUUCUUCAAUAUCAAAAGCAAGAGGGAGGACUCACACCAAGGACAAGGAGAUGGUAUUGCUUAUGGAGGAGGUGACGUAGAAUACAGGAGCAGGAGCAGCUUAUCUGAGAGAGAGCCACGCACAAUCAAAAAGAGCAAAACUGAGAAGUUUAGUAGGAACUCAGAGCAGGUCAGGCGAGGAAGAAUGAAUCUUGACCAUCCUCGAAUUAUAGAUGUCCAUAACUAUAGCAUUUUUGUUGCUACAUGGAAUGUGGCUGGAAGAUCCCCACCAAGUAAUUUGAGUUUAGAUGAUUGGCUUCAUGCCUCAGCACCUGCAGAUAUUUAUGUUCUUGGAUUUCAAGAGAUAGUUCCCUUGAAUGCUGGUAAUAUCUUAGGGGCAGAAGACAAUGGUCCUGCCAAAAAAUGGCUGGCUCUCGUUGGAAAAACUUUGAACAAUCUACCUGGUACUAGUGGAGGUAGCGGGUAUUAUACACCAUCUCCCAUUCCUCAGCCAGUGGUAGAAUUAAAUGCAGAUUUUGAGGGAUCGGCUAGGCAGAAGAAUUCAUCAUUCUUCCAUCGGAGAUCAUUCCAGACAACUUCUAGCAGCUGGGGAAUGGACAACGAUCCUUCAACAGUUCAACCACGACUAGAUCGAAGAUUCAGUGUCUGUGAUCGUGUAAUUUUUGGUCACAGACGAAGCGACUUUGAUCCCAGUUUUAGAUGGGGUUAUAGGCCUAGUGACUAUUCCAGGGCAAGUGACUACUCCAGACCAAGUGACUAUUCAAGAUGGGGUUCAUCUGAUGAUGACAAUGGUCUUGGAGAUUCACCAAGCACAGUCUUAUUUUCACCAAUGUCUUACGGUGGACCUGCAAAUGCUGAAGAUGGAUAUGGCAUGCCAGGGCGUUCAAGGUACUGCCUUUUUGCAAGUAAGCAAAUGGUGGGAAUAUUUCUUACCGUAUGGGUGAGAAGUGAAUUGAAGGAUCACGUUCGAAACUUGAAAGUAUCAUGUGUUGGCAGAGGAUUGAUGGGUUAUCUCGGAAAUAAGGGAUCCAUCUCAAUUAGCAUGUCUCUGCAUGAAACAAGCUUUUGCUUCAUUUGUAGCCACUUAACCUCUGGACAGAAAGAGGGUGAUGAACUAAGAAGAAAUUCUGAUGUGAUGGAGAUUCUAAAGAAGACAAGGUUUCCACGUGUUCAGGGUGCUGACAAUGAGAAGUCUCCUGAGACAAUCCUAGAGCAUGAUCGAAUUAUAUGGCUUGGAGAUUUGAAUUAUCGGAUUGCACUCUCCUACCGUUCUGCAAAGGCGCUUGUUGAGAUGCAAAACUGGAGAGCAUUGUUAGAGAAUGACCAGUUGAGAAUAGAGCAGAAGAGAGGUCGUGCAUUUGUGGGAUGGAAUGAGGGGAAGAUUUAUUUCCCUCCAACAUACAAGUAUUCAACUAAUUCAGAUAGAUAUGCAGGAGAUGAUAUGCACCCAAAGGAGAAAAGGCGAACACCUGCUUGGUGUGACCGUAUUUUGUGGUAUGGAGAAGGUCUCCAUCAAUUAUCUUACGUCCGUGGUGAAUCAAGGUUUUCAGACCACAGACCUGUUUCUGGUAUAUUUUGGGCUGAGGUUGAGUCAAGUCAUGGAAGAUUGAAGAAAAGUAUGAGCUGUUCUCGAUCCAAAAUAGAGGUGGAGGAACUUCUACCAUAUUCCCACGGAUAUACUGAACUAAGCUUUUUCUGAAGGAAGGAGGACUAGAUUUGAGAUACGUCCAUCCAUAUUCAACAACUGGUCAACAAGCGGGAGUUACUUUGAAGAAAUAUAUCCAUGGAGUUUGAUAGAGACAACCCAUUUCCCACUUACCGAAAAAGGUGCUAAUAUGUAAUUUUGCUCUACAGCCAUGCCAUGCCAUGCCAUGCCUU
Molecule: messenger RNA, 2009 nt
Organism: Gastrolobium bilobum
Lineage: Eukaryota; Viridiplantae; Streptophyta; Magnoliopsida; Fabales; Fabaceae
Product: type IV inositol polyphosphate 5-phosphatase 7-like
Exons: 12
Coding region: 73-1830 (585 amino acids)
Biological process (GO): phosphatidylinositol dephosphorylation
Molecular function (GO): phosphatidylinositol-3,4,5-trisphosphate 5-phosphatase activity; phosphatidylinositol-4,5-bisphosphate 5-phosphatase activity; inositol-polyphosphate 5-phosphatase activity
Source: RefSeq, a predicted model, not a curated record